GGCGUUUUAGUGUAAAAUGAAAGGAUUGGGACACAAGCGGCGCGCUAGCUGUGUGUCUCUGGCUGUCGGUCUUCAGCACUGCGCCCGCCGCUUCAGGUAGGGCUCGUAUGUGGGAAGAUGGCGACGGAUAAACAUAAACAUGAAGGCAGAGUGAAAAUUGGACAUUACAUUCUAGGAGACACGCUUGGAGUGGGGACAUUUGGGAAAGUUAAAGUGGGCCAGCAUGAACUGACCAAGCACCAGGUAGCUGUGAAGAUCCUGAACAGACAGAAGAUCCGCAGUCUGGAUGUAGUGGGCAAGAUUCGCCGUGAGAUCCAGAACCUCAAGCUCUUCAGGCACCCGCACAUAAUUAAACUGUACCAGGUGAUUUGCACACCGACUGACAUAUUUAUGGUUAUGGAAUAUGUGUCUGGGGGAGAGCUGUUUGACUACAUUUGCAAAAAUGGAAAGCUCGAUGAGAAGGAGAGCCGACGUCUGUUCCAGCAGAUAAUUUCAGCAGUGGACUACUGCCACAGACACAUGGUGGUACACCGAGACCUCAAGCCAGAGAAUGUCCUUCUGGAUGCUCAUAUGAACGCUAAAAUCGCCGACUUUGGAUUGUCAAAUAUGAUGUCGGACGGGGAGUUCUUGCGGACCAGUUGUGGCUCCCCUAAUUACGCAGCUCCUGAAGUCAUCUCAGGGAGGCUGUAUGCAGGACCUGAGGUGGAUAUCUGGAGCAGUGGAGUGAUCCUGUAUGCUCUGCUGUGUGGGACGCUGCCCUUUGAUGAUGACCAUGUACCAACGCUCUUUAAGAAGAUCUGUGAUGGCAUCUUCUUCACCCCACCGUACUUGAACCCUUCAGUUAUCAGCCUUCUCAAGCACAUGCUGCAGGUUGACCCCAUGAAGAGAGCCACUAUUAAAGAGAUUCGGGAGGAUGAGUGGUUUAAACAGGACCUACCUAAGUAUCUAUUUCCAGAGGAUGCUUCUUACAGUACCACCAUGAUUGAUGAGGAAGCACUGAAGGAGGUGUGCGAGAAGUUUGAGUGUACAGAGGAGGAGGUGCUCAACUGCCUUUACAGUCGAAAAAACCAGGACCCUCUUGCAGUUGCCUACCAUCUGAUCAUAGAUAACCGGCGCAUUAUGAGUGAAGCCAAAGACUUCUACCUGGCCACAAGUCCCCCUGACUCCUUCCUUGAUGAUCUGCCUGCUCACCACUUUGCCAAGCCUCACCCGGAGCGAGUGCCAUUCCUGGUGGCUGAAGCUCAACCACCGCGACCCCGUCAUACUCUGGAUGAACUCAACCCCCAAAAGUCCAAGCACCUGGGUGUCCGCCGUGCUAAGUGGCACUUGGGUAUCCGCAGCCAGAGCCGGCCUAAUGAUAUCAUGAGUGAAGUAUGCCGGGCCAUGAAGCAGCUCGACUACGAGUGGAAGGUUGUUAAUCCCUAUUAUCUACGUGUGCGGAGGAAGAACCCAGUUACGGGCCUGCAAACCAAGAUGAGCCUGCAGCUUUACCAAGUGGACAGCAGGACCUAUCUACUGGACUUCAGGAGCAUAGAUGAUGAUAUUUUGGAAACGAAGUCAGGUACUGCCACGCCGCAUCGCUCUGGCUCGGUUGGCAACUACCGGACUACCCUAAAGAACGAUAAGAGCGAGAGGAACGGAUCUGAGGACGGGAUAAAGGGCGAAGGCUCAGCCCCCUCCACACCCCCAGUGGGCGGGGCUAAGCAGGCAGAGGGCUCCCUCGCUUCUUCGCUGACCUCCUCGGUUGACUCGGCAGGGGGAGAGACAUGCCCACGGCCCGGCAGUCACACCAUCGAGUUCUUCGAGAUGUGUGCUAACCUCAUCAAGCUGCUGGCACGAUAACUUGCCGUCGCUCUCACGCCUUUUUUCCCCUCACUCUCCUCUUUGUCUUUCUGCUCGUCUCUCGCUUCUUGGACUUUCUACCUCUGUCUUUCCAUCUCCAGCAGACUCAGUUUCUUUCUUUUCUUCUCUCACUCUCUCUUGCUCUCUCUCUCCUUCUUACUCUCUCUUUCUUUCUGAGUGUCUUUAGAGCAAUAAGCAUGCAAGCAGACGUCUCACGGCUCCAUGAAUCCCACACGCACAACCAAGCAGACUGGUCUGUGGUACUGCUACGAUCCGUUUGUUUGAUUGGUGGAUGAGGAGGUGAAGGUAGAUAUGAAGCUCUUGAGAAAGGGAAUGCAUGUUUUUCAUGCCACAGGCAAGAAGUCCAAAAGAUUGUCUAGCCACUUUAUACUGACUAUAGAAUAUUCUUUUAGAGCUGGUUUUACAAUUGUUUAUUGAUGGGCUUGUUGGCCCGUGGUUGAAAUGUCUGCACGCUGAAUUGUUAUACACUGAGCUAGCUGUACUGUAUAUAAUGGCACCACAAAGAAAGAGCGAAUGAGGCAGAAUGCAAUUUUGCACAAGUUUUUUCUUCACAUGCUUCUGCUGGCCAAUGUUAUAAAAGAAGCAAGUAAUUCCAGGAAGGGGCCAACUUAAUGAAUGAACAUGUAAUGACAAGGGUCGACUUUGAUCAAGUGGGUAGUGGGUGCUGUAGAGGGGUUCAUUAAUGAGUGGGCCAGUUUUAACUUGUUCAUUCUGAGGAAGUGCAAUGACCCUUCCUCUAACCGUUUUCAUAGAUAAGAAAAUUAAUUUCUUUUUUGAUGUAAACUUCAUUGAUUUUUAAGACUAUGUUCUGAUUUUUUUUUUCUUCACGUCAUAUUAGACUUCUUUGCAUUGCUCACAUUUUACACAUAUAGAUAUAAGUAUAUACAGAAUAAAAAAGGCAUUUGGAAAUAUAUUUAUCAGUGCUUUAUGGGAUGGUAUUUUAUAUUGAAAUGAUAAUGGACUGAAAGAUUCCUUUUAACAGGUAGUUGUUGAUUAUAAUGUUUUGUGAUGUUUGAUUUCAUACACUGCUUCAUCCAUUUUUAAAACUUUUAGUUGUAGGUGUUUUACAAAAAAAUAUAACAGUUUGAAAAAUAAUUACAUGUGAAAUUGACUGAAUUCACCUUGUAUUAUUAUACUUUCAACAAAGGACCCCCAGAGACUAAAAUAUGUAUUAAAGAGGAAAUUGAUGGAGAAGUGUUCUUUGAGGAAUAGAAUGGACUUCUGACUUGACUGAUUUAAAUUGCCUUGUUAAAAGUAUUAGAACAGAAUUGAAAAUCAGAUACCCAUGAGCCAUUUCAGCCAUAUCCAUCAACAAGAAACUCAGAGGGAAAAUCUAGAAAGACUGAUAGACUGGUCUGCUUACACCCCAGAAUUAGUCAGUUGCUGGUGGCAGGUCCAUGCUGACUCUAGUACUUAUAAAAUGCCAGAACAAAGUAUCUUUGCAAAAUGUUUAAUGCAAAAUAUACAUUAUGCAUUACUGAUUUACCCAUAACUGAGUAGCAUAAGCAGCUAUGGUCUGUAUUUAUUUGUAUGUAACAGUGCGCACAUAGAUUUUGGUGUUUUUAAAAUUGGAGAAAGCACAUUCCGUGUGUCUGUUCUUGCUGAAGUGCCCUAAUGAUAAGUAAAUAAAAUAUAUAUUUAAAAAAAGUACAUAGGGUUUGGGCAUAUAGAUUUCAAAAAUUGAGUAUUUUGUGAUGAUUGAUUAUUUUGUUGUGCUCUACUGUCUGAUCAUUAAACUUAUUUUCCAAGAUCUAGUAAUUCACAUAAGUUAUACAUUCCUUCAAACCCAGAACAGUAUCAUUAAAAUAAGAUGCCAUAAAAAGUGGUAUUUAUUAUCAUUGGAGAUUUUCGCUCAAACCAUUAUGCCUCAUUUCAGACUUUCUCCAUUUGUAAAUUUGUCAUUCUCAGUAUGGACCACCAUAUUUCCCAGCCUUAGGAAUAUCUGAAAAGUCUAAAAUAUGCUAAACUCUGAUAUAAAUUCAUAAUAACACCUAUAUAAGGUAUUCAUAUUUAAAUUCAUUCAAAGCAAUGCAUUAAUUUGUUACAAUCAGUUGUCUGAAGGGACAUUUAUCCCUAAAAUGAUCCAUCUUGGCUUUUACUCAUAAUUUUGAUUAUAAUAUUUUGAACUUUAAUAGGCACAUAUCUGUCCCAGUGCAUCUGUAAUUCAGCAGUUGUGAGCAGCAUGUCAAGUGAUGAUUUUCGUUUUAAUUCUUUUUUUUUCUUUUUCAUUGAAAAGAUUUAGAUUUUUUUGAAGUUACAUGUCCAUUUUAUUUGAACUCUUGCACUGAAAAUUCUGAAAAAUCAUGCAAGACCAUGAUCCACAGCCAUAUAAGUAAAAAUUCAAAAGAUUUUUGUCAGAUUUUAUUUUGGUGAUUUGUAACAUCAAACAAUUCAUCCUUGUUUUGCAAAGGGAGACUCAUACUGUCAGACUGGGGUCUGUGUCAUGAUUUCUGAUGUAGCAGAUGCUGUGUUCACUGUGUACUGCAGUACUCAGGUUGGGAACAUCUGGUGGCUUGGUCUCAACUGCUUCAAAGACACUUUGUUAAAAAUAGGUUUGUUUGUGGAAAGUGAGAUUGGCCAGUGUCAAAUUCCUGAUUGUGUUUAAAGGAGAUUUUCCAUUCAGUUGCCUAAUAAAGUCAUAAAUGGCA
This is a messenger RNA of Pangasianodon hypophthalmus (striped catfish), 4511 nucleotides long. RefSeq names its product protein kinase, AMP-activated, alpha 1 catalytic subunit (gene prkaa1). The transcript has 10 exons. The record is from RefSeq and is a predicted model, not a curated record. Gene Ontology annotation, molecular function: protein serine/threonine kinase activity; ATP binding. Gene Ontology annotation, cellular component: cytoplasm. Gene Ontology annotation, biological process: protein phosphorylation; intracellular signal transduction. Lineage: Eukaryota; Metazoa; Chordata; Actinopteri; Siluriformes; Pangasiidae. Bases 118 to 1842 code for a protein of 574 amino acids.